Molecule: messenger RNA, 2880 nt
Organism: Uranotaenia lowii
Lineage: Eukaryota; Metazoa; Arthropoda; Insecta; Diptera; Culicidae
Gene: Fatp3
Product: long-chain fatty acid transport protein 4
Exons: 10
Coding region: 545-2545 (666 amino acids)
Biological process (GO): triglyceride homeostasis
Cellular component (GO): endoplasmic reticulum
Molecular function (GO): long-chain fatty acid transmembrane transporter activity; long-chain fatty acid-CoA ligase activity
Source: RefSeq, a predicted model, not a curated record
CGUCCCUCUGCUGCCAUACGGUUUUGGUUUUGGUUCAGUCCAGUUUCUAGUUCGACAUCAGAGCAAUUGUCGUUGCAAAUGUGGGCGCGCGCCGUUUAGUCUUGGAGCGGAUUCGAUCCGGAGUAGAUCGCUUGUCGGGAACCCUCGGACAGAAAGCGCGAAUCACAGUUUUCUGGUGUAAAUUUUGUGAACGGAAGCUGGCUAUAAUGUUCCCUAGGUUGCUACAAUAGAUUGUGAAGAUCAGUUCAACUGAAACCGGAUAGCCCAGAACAUACCUAUGUGAUGUGAUGCUUCUGAUUAGAUAAGUGAGAAGUGAAAAUAGAACCCCAAGUGGAAUUGAAGCAUUUUGUGUGAGUGUUUGGUGAAAUAGUUUAAAAAAAAAUCAUGAACCCGAAACAAAUCAAAUAAGCGCAUCGACAGGCUAUUUACAGUUCAAGAAAUCAGCCUAAAUCGAGGAAAAAACAUUGAAACCGGCUCAAUUUGAGCUUCGAGGACGAUUGCUUCAAUUAUUUUCAUAGAGUGACCUGAAGACCAACCAUUCAAAAUGUUGGUCGAAUUAGACCUUAAGCGGAAAAUUGCCACCAUGGCUGGCACAGUCCUGACCGGGUGUGUCCUUUCGCUGAUCAUCGGCCCCAACACAAUUCUCCAGGCUCUUCUAACGGCUGCCGUUCUAUUCCUCCUCAGUGGAGACAGGCCAACGAUCGUUUACGUCACGGUCAUGACGUUACCCAGAGAUGCCAAUGCUGCCGUAUGUUUCCUCCGGCUGAACCUCGCCAUCCACCGGCUUAGCAAACGGUUCCGUUCCGUUCCGAGAAUAUUCGAGGAGGUCGCUGCCCGGCAUCCUUCCAAGGCGGCCCUGCUGAUGGACGAUCGCCGCCUGACGUUCCGGGAGGUGAAAGAGCUGUCGGACCGUAUCGCUGUCUAUUUCCACUCGAAAGGAUUCUCGAAAGGCGACACGGUGGCUCUGAUGAUGGAAACCCGUCCCGAGUAUCCCUGCAUCUGGCUCGGCCUGGCCAAACUGGGCGUCGUGACAGCUCUCAUCAAUACCAAUCUUAGGCGGGAGACGCUGAAACACUCGAUUACUGUGGCCAAUUCUAAGGCCAUCAUUGUUAGCUCGGAACUGGCGGAAGCUAUCGUCGAGAUCGCUGGCCAAGAGGGCGUGAAGGGCCUUCCAACGUUCGUUUAUUCUACGGAUGAAUCUACGGAACAAAGUAUUAUCGAAAAACUUCCAGGAUCCCACAACCUGCGACAGGCGCUGGACAGCGAGGACAGCGACCCAGCCACGACGGGUGUGGAUUUAAGUUCCAUCUGGGAUGAUAUAUCACCGAGAGAUAAAUUAGUUUACAUCUACACCUCCGGAACGACCGGGAUGCCCAAGGCGGCGGUCAUCACGAAUUCCAGAUAUAUCAUGAUGGGCACCGGCAGCUACUACAUGUUGAACCUUCGGGACGACGACAUAAUCUACAACUCACUACCGUUGUAUCACUCAGCGGGCGGAAUGGUAGGAGUAGGAACAGUGCUUCUGUGUGGUCUAACAGCUGCUCUCAGGAAAAAGUUUUCUGCCUCAAACUUUUUCAGCGACUGCAUCAAAUAUGAGUGCACGGUGGCACAAUACAUUGGAGAAAUUUGUCGGUUCGUGUUGACAACUCCUUCAAAGGCGACUGAUACUCAGCAUAAAGUUAGAAUCAUGUUUGGCAAUGGGUUGAGGCCUCAGAUUUGGACCCAGUUCAUGAGUCGGUUCAAUGUGAAGCAGAUCGCCGAAUUUUACGGCUCAACUGAGGGAAAUUCUAACUUGAUGAAUUUGGACAACACAAUUGGAGCGGUAGGAUUCGUUCCUGCUUUUGCAAAGGCCUUCUAUCCGGUCACAUUGGUCCGUUGCGAGGAAGAAACUGGCGAGAUUAUUCGUAACUCGGAAGGGUUCUGUAUUCGAUGUAAGCCAGGCGAGCCAGGAGUUUUCAUCGGGAAAAUCAAUCUUAAAAAUGCGCUGAACUCAUUCCAAGGCUAUGCGGACAAGAAAGCUUCGGAGAAGAAAGUACUGAAAGAUGUGUUCGUUCGAGGGGAUAUGUAUUUCAAUUCCGGUGAUAUUUUGGUAGCUGAUCUUUACGGAUAUUACUACUUCAAGGACCGAACUGGUGAUACCUUCAGAUGGCGCGGUGAAAAUGUUGCAACUUCGGAAGUUGAGGGCGUCAUCACAAAUAUUGUUGGAUUGAAGGAUUGUGCUGUUUAUGGUGUUGAUAUUCCCGGAACCGAGGGCAAAGCUGGAAUGGCCGCCAUAGUUGAUACCGAGGGUAAAAUCGAUUUGGACCAAUUGGCCGCCGGAGUUCGGGGCAGUCUGCCGGCCUACGCUCGACCACUUUUCAUUCGGGUACUAUCCGAAGUUCCGAUGACAGCGACUUUCAAACUUAAGAAACGAGACCUUCAACUGGACGGCUUUGACAUCAACAAGAUCAAGGAUCCCAUCUACUUCUUGCAGAACGAUGGCAAAUACAAACUUUUUAGUGAGGAGGACUACAAAAUCGUUAGCAGCGGAAAGGGCAAGUUUUGAGUUGUCAACCCGAAGAAAAGAUUAGCACCAGGCACAAGUUAUCGAAACCAAAAAGACAGAUUUAGAGUCAGAACAAAAACACAAAAUUCUAUUCCAUUUGACUGAUAGUAAGGUGAAUUUAUUUUGAUUUUGUUUUAAUUUGUCGAAUAGCUAGAUAGAGGAGGCAUGCGGAAUGAUUUUAAGUUACUUGAUUGUUGAGAAUCUCAAGGUUGAGUUGAAUGAUUGUUACUUUUGCCAUCAAUAGAUAAAGUUUAGAAUAGACAUACAUAGGUUCAUACUCUAGAAGCUUUUAGCAUAAGUUUUAAUGAAUAAAUGAUUAUUGAUGUAACUGAAAA